UUAAUGAACAAGUCAGGAGCACACACUGUGACUGAAUUUGUCAUCUUGGGUUUCACUGGUAGCUGGGAGACACGAAUCUUACUCUUUUCUCUUUUCUUCAUAAUCUAUAUCCUAACCAUGGCAGGGAAUGGGGCCAUCAUGUGUGCAGUGAGGUGGGACCAGAGGCUCCACACACCCAUGUAUAUCCUCUUAGGGAACUUUGCCUUUCUGGAAUUCUGGUAUAUAAACUCUACUGUGCCCAGCAUUUUGGGAAACCUUCUCUCAGAAACAAAAACCAUCUCUUUUCCUGGCUGUUUCAUCCAGUUCUAUUUCUUUUCCUCCCUGGCUGCAACUGAAAUCAUUUUCCUGUGUAUCAUGGCUUAUGAUCGUUAUCUUGCCAUCUGUCACCCACUACACUACCCAACCAUCAUGACCCUAAAGCACUGUUGCACCUUGAUGUCUGUGUGUUGGGUGCUGGGCUUCUUAGUUUUUUUUCUAUCUACCAUCCAGCUCUCUCAGCUAUCAUUCUGUGAUUCCAACAUCAUUGACCAUAUUAUCUGUGACAGGGAUGUACUAAUAGCUCUAUCAUGUGUCCCUGCUCCCAGCACUGAAAUUCUGUUCUCUGUCCUAAGCUGCCUCCUCACCUUCCUUCCCAUACUCUACAUCCUUGGCUCAUAUAUCCUUCUACUAAAAGCUGUAUUAAAAGUACCUUCAGCUGCUGGCCGGCGUAAAGCCUUUUCCACAUGUGGAUCCCAUCUGGCCAUAGUCUGCCUCUUCUUUGGGAGCCUUAUGAUCAUGUAUGUGAGUCCAACAUCUGAGAAUUCUGAAGUACAAAAGAUCAUAAGCUUAUUGUAUAUAGUGGUGACACCAAGCUUAAACCCUCUGAUCUAUAGUCUCCGAAACAAGGAGAUGAAGGCUGCUCUAAGAAAAGUCAUAGGAAUCGAUUCAGAAUAA
Molecule: messenger RNA, 933 nt
Organism: Sarcophilus harrisii (Tasmanian devil)
Lineage: Eukaryota; Metazoa; Chordata; Mammalia; Dasyuromorphia; Dasyuridae
Product: olfactory receptor 11H4-like
Exons: 1
Coding region: 4-933 (309 amino acids)
Biological process (GO): G protein-coupled receptor signaling pathway
Cellular component (GO): membrane
Molecular function (GO): olfactory receptor activity; G protein-coupled receptor activity
Source: RefSeq, a predicted model, not a curated record